GGCAACACACGAAACGUCAACCUCGAUGUUUUGACGUAUGAAUGUCAACUAAUCAAAUUAUAAUUUUCUUUACAUAUUCAUUGUCUUGAAUUGGUUUGAUUGAUUUAAAUUUCAGUGUCUAGGAUGUGUUAGAGUUUAUAUAAAUAAUUCAUAGGUUCAAUAUUUAACGUGAUAAUAAUUUAAGAAAAAUGUCUUUAACAAUUCAACAAAUAAUAACUGACGCUAGGAGACUUGCAACACGUUUAAAAGAACGAGAUACUGUUGCUGAUGGGUUAUUAAACGAAACGCAUGCUAUAAAUAAAAAGAUUGAUGCCAUGAAACAAUUUCAAGAAGAAGUAGAGAUGCUAAAUGAAGUAGCCAAUCAAAAGCCCCACUCACAACUAUUAGCAAACAUACAGAAGGAGAACCGUCACUUACGUGAGAUCCAGCAAGAAAAUAGGGAACUUAAAGCUACGUUAGAAGAUUAUCAAACCACUUUGGAGCAUAUUAUGACCAAAUAUAGGCAACACACUACAGAACAGAUAUACAAGUCAAAGAUAAAUUUCAAGGCGAUGCAGAAUGAGAGGUACAAUGAGAUUAUACAGAGGCAAGCUGAAAAAAUCAAUGAAAUGGCUGCCAUUAUGGAUAGAGCUGCUCUAUGGGGUGAGAGUGAGGAGGAUAGAGAGAAAAUUGUUGCCACUUUGAUGGCUGAAAAUCAGGGUUUGAGAGAAAUGCUAAAAAUCUCAAAAAAAUUUAGCCCAGAAACAAAAGAAGAUAAAGACGUUCAAACUGAAUUAAAUUAAACACUUCUAGAUAUUACAAAAUAAACGUUUUAUACUGUACUGUACUGUACUACUGCUUCUUAUGGCAAUAUUGUUUUUAUUAUUUAUUAUGUUCAAAUUGUUUUAUUGAGUACCUUGUAUUAGUUAAUAAUACACAAGCUGUUUUCUCAUUAUUUUUAUUUACUUAGGCAAUAAAUUAUUUUUCAUAACAAAAAUGUUUUAUUUUGUUUUAUUUAUUUAUUAAUAUUAAACCCUUGAAGUUGUGUAUUCCAUGGGGAAUUUAAAGGAAUGCUGACCAUGGGAAAAAAUGUUUGGUAAUAAACCAGCAUUUGGAAUGAUAUUCCAUGACAAUGUUAGAGUAAUAUUCUUGUUUCCC
Molecule: messenger RNA, 1137 nt
Organism: Brassicogethes aeneus
Lineage: Eukaryota; Metazoa; Arthropoda; Insecta; Coleoptera; Nitidulidae
Source: the annotation of a GenBank genome assembly